AUGGCUAUGCAAGAACACAAAAAGAAACUGCCUCUCCGAAGCCGAUCUGAAAUCGAUGGCCCCAACAAUAAGUCUCGUCGGGUAUCAAGGCUCCCGAGCGCAGCGGCCGACACAAGUCGCCCCACCAAGAAGAAGGAGAGACGACAUUCUAUGGGAAACACAAUGCUGAGGAAGAGCAUGGAUCCACAUGAGAUCAUUAAUCUUCUGGAGACUUGCGGUCAGCGAGCAGACCUGGACUGUGGCUUCGACUGCCUUCAGACCAUCAAGAAUACCAGUGACACCAAAAGCAAGAAGUCCAGUGGCAAAUCCAAACGAAAGCCAAUCAAGCGAUCAGCCACGUUUCACUGA
Messenger RNA from Seminavis robusta, 348 nucleotides. NCBI's taxonomy places the organism in Eukaryota, Bacillariophyta, Bacillariophyceae, Naviculales, Naviculaceae. The record is from the annotation of a GenBank genome assembly.